AUGUGGCCCGGAGGAAAUGACUAUUUCUGUGAAAGGGUGAAUGCAUAUGCUAAGGUGAUGAAGGAACUAGACCAAACCGUGAAGAAAAUGGUGUUUGACAGCUAUGGUUUGGACAAGAAGAAAUGUGAGUCGUUCCUUGAAUCAAUGAAUUACGUGUUUCGAGGGCACAAAUACAGGAUACCUGAGAUGGAUGAGAGCAAUGUGGGACUGACUCCUCACACAGACACAACCUUCUUAACCAUACUGCAUCAGAAGGUAGCUGGCUUGGAAAUUAAAUUGAAAGAUGGAAAAUGGUUUCGACUUGAUGCCUCACCUUUGUUUUGUGUCCUGGCCGGUGAUGCGUUUAUGGUAUGGAGCAAUGAAAGGAUACGUUCUUGUGAACACCGUAUUAUCUUAUCAGAAUCAAAUGUAACCAGGUAUUCAUUGGGACUGCUUUCAUAUAGUAAUACGAUGGUGCAAACAUCAGAGGAUUUAAUCGAUGAAGAACAUCCUUUGCGAUAUAAGCCAUUCAACCAUUAUGAAUAUAUUGGUUUCGUUUCAACAGAAGAGGGCGCAAAAUGUAAAAAUCGAAUCAAAGCAUAUUGCGGUGUUUGA
Messenger RNA from Abrus precatorius (Indian licorice), 594 nucleotides. RefSeq names its product probable 2-oxoglutarate-dependent dioxygenase AOP1. Gene Ontology annotation, molecular function: dioxygenase activity. The coding region runs from base 1 to 594 and encodes 197 amino acids. NCBI's taxonomy places the organism in Eukaryota, Viridiplantae, Streptophyta, Magnoliopsida, Fabales, Fabaceae. The record is from RefSeq and is a predicted model, not a curated record. The transcript is spliced from 3 exons.